GUUUUCUUUAUCAUUUACAACUUUAGUUAAAGAGGCGGAGACUGAGACUGAGAGAGAGAGAGGUAGUAGGUGUUUAGGGUAGAGAAGCAAUGACAAUGGAGAAAAGGGGUGUGUCAGUGUGCAUGUUAAUGUUAAUGUUGAUGUUACUCUCAUUGUCUUCAAUGGCGCCGAGUGUUUCUGCUGCAUCAACAACAAGGAAGUUGGUGCCUCAGAAUACCAAAUUUGAGUAUUACAGCGAGAGACUCAGACGAAAUCUGCUCGCCAAUGGGCUUGGUUCGACUCCUCCCAUGGGGUGGAAUAGUUGGAAUCACUUCGGCUGCAAAAUAGAUGAGAAAAUGAUCAAAGAAACUGCUGAUGCUGUGAUCUCUACUGGUCUUGCUAAGCUUGGAUAUACCUAUGUUAAUAUAGAUGACUGCUGGGCGGAAAUAGUUCGUGAUGUCAAGGGUAAUCUAGCGCCUAGGAACUCAACAUUUCCAUCUGGCAUCAAAGCUCUUGCAAACUAUGUUCACAGCAAGGGUCUUAAGCUAGGAAUCUACUCAGAUGCUGGGUAUUAUACUUGUAGCAAAACUAUGCCUGGGUCACUUGGUCACGAGGAGCAAGAUGCCAAAACAUUUGCUUCAUGGGGUAUUGAUUAUUUGAAGUAUGAUAACUGUAACACUGAUGGAUCGAAGCCAACUGUUAGAUACCCAGUAAUGACCCGAGCACUAAUGAAAGCAGGCCGCUCAAUCUUUUUCUCGCUUUGUGAAUGGGGAGACAUGCAUCCCGCUCUAUGGGGGUUUAAGGUAGGAAAUAGCUGGAGAACUACUAAUGACAUCACUGAUACAUGGGAAAGUAUGCUCUCCAGAGCAGACAUGAAUGAAGUAUACGCAGAGCUUGCAAGGCCUGGUGGUUGGAAUGAUCCCGACAUGCUUGAGGUGGGAAAUGGAGGGAUGAACAAGGAUGAAUAUAUAGUUCACUUUAGUAUAUGGGCUAUUUCCAAGGCUCCUCUUCUCCUUGGUUGUGAUGUGAGAAACAUGACAAAAGAGACAAUGGAGAUUGUUGCCAAUAAAGAGGUCAUUGCUGUUAACCAAGAUCCUCUAGGUAUACAGGCCAAAAAGGUUAGGAGUGAAGGUGAUCUUGAGGUUUGGGCAGGGCCUCUUUCAGGCUAUAGAGUAGCUCUGCUCCUUGUCAACCGUGGUCCUGGGCGUCUUCCAAUUACAGCUCUCUGGGAUGACAUCGGAAUUCCUCCAAACAGUGUUGUAGAAGCAAGGGAUCUUUGGGAGCACAAGACAUUGAAGACACGAUUCGUUGGAAACUUGACAGCCACCAUGGGCUCUCAUGCAUGCAAAAUGUACGUGUUAAGGCCAAUUGCUUGAGGACCAGUGGUCAAUCACAAAUAAAUUUGCUUUGAGAAUGCGAAGUACAUGAUGUCAUGGGUCUUUUCUAUUGUUAAUCCUCUCAAUGCAGAGUUACCCGGUGACAUAGUGAGAGUUUAAGAUUUACAACUGUGUUGUUAUUCGACAAGUAACAAUAUAAUAUGUUACACUACGUAUUUAUUCUGUAUUUUAUGUUAUUGCGGACCACAUUUAUUUAUGGGAAAGAUGUUAUUUUUAUC
Messenger RNA from Corylus avellana, 1594 nucleotides. RefSeq names its product alpha-galactosidase 1. Gene Ontology annotation, cellular component: plant-type cell wall. Lineage: Eukaryota; Viridiplantae; Streptophyta; Magnoliopsida; Fagales; Betulaceae. Gene Ontology annotation, biological process: carbohydrate metabolic process. Gene Ontology annotation, molecular function: hydrolase activity, hydrolyzing O-glycosyl compounds. The record is from RefSeq and is a predicted model, not a curated record.